Manis javanica (Malayan pangolin) is the source of this 6482-nucleotide messenger RNA. RefSeq names its product solute carrier family 24 member 1 (gene SLC24A1). Lineage: Eukaryota; Metazoa; Chordata; Mammalia; Pholidota; Manidae. Gene Ontology annotation, biological process: calcium ion transmembrane transport; long-term synaptic depression; visual perception. Gene Ontology annotation, cellular component: plasma membrane. The record is from RefSeq and is a predicted model, not a curated record. Gene Ontology annotation, molecular function: calcium, potassium:sodium antiporter activity; calcium channel activity.
CAUGGAGAAAUCUUUACUGAUCACCAACCUGAAUCCAGAACAGUCCCCAUCUUUCCACGGACGGAAUGAGAGGCCUUCUGUAACCAGGCAUAACUGGCCAUCAUGGGCAAAUUGAUUAGGGUGCGCAGGCAGGGGAGGAGGUUACUCCGGCCAAAGCGGCGUCACUGGGGUCGCCUCCUCUUCCUACUGGGAAUGUUGAUUGUCGGGUCCACCUACCAGCGGCUGAGGAGCCCCUGGGGCCUCCCCUCACUGUGGGCGGUAGUCUCUUCCCACCACCCUGUAAAGCUAGCCAGCCGGGACCUCCCCAACAACAAGGUAAUGGGGGUUAGCAGCGACCCUCCGAGAGCCAUCUCUGCAAUGGAGGGUGGGACGCUGGCGCCCCAAGCCACAGCGAGCAGGGACGAAGCAACACCUGGCAUAACAAUGCAGAACGCCGCCAGGACACCCGGAAGAACAGCCGCCAUCCCCCCAACAGUACCCAGGAUUAGCUACAGCCCAGCAGCAGCCCCCACGCAAAGAGCGGAGGAACGCCCCACAACCACACCGCGGGGAGGACUGAAUCCCUCUACCCAGACUUCAAGCAGGCCAACGGUGGAGAAUCAUACCCCAGCAGCACCCAGGGGAGAAAUGGGCAGCUACCGCCCUACUCCUGCCGGGGCAAAGGCGACGAGGGGCACGCCAUCCCCGCUUGGUGGGACAGCAGGCAGUUAUGCCGCCUCCGCGCCCGUGACAGUGACAAGGAGCCGCGGGCUCACCCCUGGAACAACCGGGAGAGACAGUGUAAGUGUGGCAACCAUGCUGAAGACGAGCCCUUCCGGGAGGACUGCAGAGGAAACCACCCCGACGACUCUGCAGGGAAUAAUCGGUAGCAUCUCAGCUUCCCUGAUAAAUGACGUAGCAACAAACAUCUUGACUUCUCCCAGGAGUCUGGUGGAAAAGGAUAGCCUGACUACCCCCAGAAGAGUGGACAACAGCAGGUCAACCAACCCUGGGGGGCUGGUGGGAAAGAACGACCUGGCAGCUCCCGUGGGGACGGCCCUGUGGCACCCUGCAGCCAGCUCCGAGGGGCAAGUGACGAUAAGCACCAUGACAGGCAGUGGCCUGGCAGAAACUAAAGCCUCUGCUGCUGCCUGGAGUAUCGGGAAUCCCUCAUCCAGAACCAGUGUACCUACCACCGGAAUAUCCUCAGCGACCUUUUGGGGGCUGGCGAAGAAACCUUCCACAGCUCCCAGCACCUUAGCACCCCUCAGGGUCAGCACAAGUCCUAGCACCCAGGUCCAUCACCGUGUGGUUGUGGAGCCAGUCCCCUCUCCCACUGUCCCCUCCCCCAGCCUGACAACGGCCGUGACCCCAGAGACGCCCAGUCCCCAUCCCUCGGCGCUACUGCCUGGCCUGCCAGACCUUCACCCAAAGGCACAGUACCCCCCAGACCUGUUCAGCGUGGAGAAGCGGCAGCAGGGCUGGGUGGUCCUACACAUCUUUGGCAUGAUGUACGUGUUUGUGGCCUUGGCCAUUGUGUGUGACGAGUACUUUGUCCCAGCCCUGAGUGUCAUCACAGACAAGCUGCAGAUCUCCGAUGACGUGGCCGGUGCCACGUUCAUGGCUGCCGGAGGCUCUGCCCCUGAGCUCUUCACCUCCCUCAUUGGUGUCUUCAUCUCCCACAGUAACGUGGGCAUUGGUACCAUCGUGGGCUCUGCUGUGUUCAACAUCCUCUUUGUCAUCGGCACCUGUGCCCUCUUCUCCCGGGAGAUCCUCAACCUCACCUGGUGGCCCUUGUUCCGCGAUGUCUCCUUUUACAUUGUGGACCUGAUGAUGCUCAUCCUUUUCUUCGUGGACAGCCUUGUGGCCUGGUGGGAGAGCCUGAUGCUGCUCCUGGCCUAUGCCCUCUACGUGGUCACCAUGAAGCAGAACAAGCAGCUCGAGCUCUGGGUGAAGGAGCAACUCAGCAGGAGGCCAGCCACCAAGAUCAUGGCCCUCGGGAACCUCAGCAGGCCAGGCAACGGGGCCGUUGUGGUGGAUGAGCUGCAGGAAAACAAGAAGCUAAAGCUCCCGGCAGCGCUGACCCGAGGGAGCAGCUCCGCCUCUCUGUACAACAGCACCAUCCGCAGCACCAUCUACCAGCUCAUGUUGCACAGCCUGGACCUGCUGGGGGAAGCCCGGCCCUCCAAGGACAAGGAGGAGGAUGGCUUGGAUCAGGAGGCCAAAGCCAAGCCUCAGGCCACAGCAGAGGGCACACCAGAAGAGGAGGAGCCAGCCAAGCUUCCUGCGGUCACAGUCACACCAGCCCCUGCUCCAGCUGUCACGAGAGAUGAGGAGGAGGAUCCUGGCUGUCAGGAGGACGUGGCUGGAGCUGAGAGUGCAGGUGAGGUGAGAGGUGAAGAGGCGGACGCUUCUGGUGAAGGUGAGAACAGACAGCGAAGCGGAGGUGAGGCCCAGCUGGGAGGUGAAGGUGAAACUGGAGCAGGACAAGGAGAUGGUGCAGCGGAAGGUGGACGCCAAGCGAGAGAGGACGGGAAAGAGAAAGGUGAUGAAGGAGAAACCGAAGAGCAGGAAUUCAAUGCUGAAAGUGAUGAGGAGUGGACAGAUGGCGAACAGGGAGAUGAUGGAGGUGACAGUGAAGAUGAGGAGGACGAAGAGGAGGAGGAGGAGGAGGAGGAGGAGGAGGAGGAGGAGGAGGCGGCGGCGGCGGCAACCGAGGCGCCUCUGUCCCUGGCGUGGCCUGACACCAGGCAGAAGCAGGCCGUUUACCUCUUCCUCCUGCCCAUUGUGCUCCCGCUGUGGCUAACGGUACCCGACGUCCGGAGGCUGGAGUCUAGGAAGUUUUUUGCUAUCACCUUUUUGGGAUCCAUCAUGUGGAUAGCCAUGUUCUCAUACCUCAUGGUAUGGUGGGCUCACCAGGUCGGUGAAACAAUAGGCAUUUCUGAAGAGAUCAUGGGUUUGACAAUCCUAGCGGCAGGCACGUCAAUUCCUGACCUCAUCACCAGUGUGAUAGUUGCCCGGAAAGGCCUGGGAGACAUGGCUGUGUCAAGCUCUGUGGGCAGCAACAUAUUUGAUAUCACCGUGGGACUACCUGUCCCCUGGCUGCUUUUCUCUCUCAUCAAUGGAUUACAGCCAGUCCCCGUCAGUAGCAAUGGCUUGUUUUGUGCAAUUGUCUUGCUUUUUCUCAUGCUCCUGUUUGUGAUUUCUUCAAUUGCAUCCUGCAAAUGGAAAAUGAACAAGAUCCUUGGCUUCGCAAUGUUCCUCCUUUACUUUGUAUUCCUGAUAAUCAGUGUGAUGUUAGAAGGUCGAAUCAUAUCCUGUCCUGUAUCUGUCUGAGUCAGAGUCACUGUUACGCACAAUGGACGUGGGUCAGAAAACCAUGCCAAAAGCGAAUGUACUUCUUGUUACGUGAAUGAAUGAACAUGGUCCAGGGGAGUGAACUGGGUGGCCAACCGCCUUGAUGCGAAUGUUCUGGGACUGAAUGUUCUCCCUGGGAGCACCUGCAGCUCCCUGUGAAUGAAGAAUCUCACCUCUGGAGGGGUGGAGUUCCUACCCCUGACCAUGGAGGCCAGCAGCAGGAUCCCUGGAGUCAGAGGGUUUUCUAAAUGAGAGAUACUUGGGGGUAAGUGUUGGGACAAACAGGAGCAAUAAGACAAGCUCCCAUGCUCCCGGUUUCUUCAUCAUUCCUAAAGGGCUGCUGAUCCAAAAAAGACAGAUGUGGCCGAUCACUCCCCCUCCUGGCCUCUGUCCCAGGCACACACUGCAAUUUGCUGUCUACUCUUUUUCUGUUCAAAACAUGAGGUUCUAUCAGAUUUACAGUCAUUAUAGGUCCAGUUAUUGGUGAGUUUAAGAAGCUAAGGCAAUAGGGAAAAGAAGUAUAACAGGGAUCAAUUAUCAUUGCACAUCGUAGUCCAGUAAAAUGUGUACCAAUGAUACAUAGCUUAAAAGGACUACAUUAGCUCUUAUUAUUGCAUUUCUGAAAGGUGAAAUUAAAAUAAGUUGCCCAAGAUAUUAAAAUUUGUAAUUUGCUUUUGAAUUGGAAGGCAUGGAUGUUAGGGAAGGCAAACCACUCUAAGGGCUAACAAUAGUUCUAACAAGAUUUAAAAGUAUGUAUUUAUCAGAAAAUCCAAGUUAGGGUUGUCUCCAUUAAGUGGUCACCUUGAGGAAUUAGAUAUUCUAAUGAAGCUGCCCUGGCCCUGCCCCUCCAGCAUAUUCUCACUCAGCAGAGACAGCUGCUACUAGUGAGGGCGAGCGGAAGGAAGUUUUGAGUCUAAAGUCAGCAGGGCAAGUCUGGUUUAUAAAGUAAGAGAUCCAGUGGUGGAACGCUAUGUUUGCAUGUCAACUUAGAUUGGAUUAUAAAGCAAGCAGACUGAUUUUUUAAUGUGAUUUACAAGUGGAUCUUAAGGCAAUAACAAAGGAUAUUUUCCAAAAAUGCUUAAGACAGUUAUGACGUAUUGAAAAAAGAAUAUUAUGACUUCCAAGGUAGCUAGUGUAAAGGACACUUGUGUUUUUAAAGACUGUGUGGUUAUUGAAACAUUUUGUGUGGAAUUUGCAAUGCUGAUCUAUUAAAAUACCACUGCUUGCUGCUUUUACUAGCAUCAAGCUAAGGGACACAUGAAGUGAAACAGUUCUAUGUCCCUGGUUUCAGAGCAAAACAGCUCAAGUGACUGUGGAUUAUGAUGGUAAAUAUUGUUUUAAUUACAAACAUGAGAGAGGAUUGAUUCAUUGAAGACUAGAAGAUAGCAGGACAGAUGUGAUGUGAACAAAAAAAAAACCAUUCUGGUGUUGAAGGGCUAUGUUCAAAGUACUUCAGUCCAUAAUCCAUCUCCUGAGAUAGGCUUGCUAAUUAAUGGCCUCACUACCCCAGGAUUCUCAUUCUUGGAAAUGACUUUUAUUAAAUUUUAAUAAACUGGAGUCCCAGUGGUAUUUUACUUUACAAACAUGGAUGGGUUCCUCUGUAUCUUUUGGUUACUUGGUCAGCUCAAGAGAACCUGAUGAAGAAUAUGGAAUCAUGUUCAAAUUCCAUAUUCUUGUAUUAGUUUUCCUCAGUCAUGAGGCUGCUGUACCGCCUGGUCUCCAUAUGCCCAGGCCUAAGAAUAGGAGGAAAGAACAAUGCCCAGGAAGGAAGGGAAAUCCCAGUGCCCAAACUCUGAUUGCCAGCAUGUGUCUGCAGCCAAUCCUAGGGAGCCUUGGGGAUGUUGCCCAGGAUUCGAGGCUCUUCCCCAGAAUGACUGAGUGAGGACUGAUGGAUAAUGAAACAUUCUACAGUGCUAAAGCACUGGACAGCCAUUUCGUGAUUAAAAUCAACUCUAAGGAUCUAACAUGCCUUUCCCAAUCAGAAUUUCUGGCAUUUCUCUUUGCCUAGAAAGGAAGUUGUUAUCACUUCACACUGUGACAAAAAGGUUCAAGUACAUAAAAUGAAAGCUGGGUAUUGACGGGUGAGUAGGAAUUCACUGGUGGCAGGUGGGGGGAGAAGAGGAGAUUUCAGGGAGAUGGAAAGCUUAUGUAACUUCUAAAAGAUCAAUUUAUUAUGCCUGGAAAUUAAAAUUUUUUUGGUACACUUAUAAAUUUACAGUAAUUAAAAUUAUUUUGUUUUAGGAGGUAAAACAUCUUAAAAUGUCAAGAUAACGGUGAGAUGGCCCUCUCGUUUGAUAGGCAAAAUCAUCUGCACAGUUCCAUGGGACACAUUCUAGGUCAUUCAUUUAACCUGGAAAGUCUGAGCUGUCCCAGCUGAGUAUGUGAAUGGGAAGACUGGCUGCAUAGGUGACGUCUCCUUCAUCCCUCUUGAGGUUGCAUUUCCUUGAUGGCCUUGGUAUUAGGUUUAGGCCAAACACCUAAAGAUGUCAAACUGUUCGUAAUUCAAUGGGCUAAGAUUCUAUAUAAUACCAGAAAAAAAGGGUUCAUCCCAAAUUUUUGAGAAUUGUUAUGUUUUAAAUGGUUACUAUACAUUUUGAACACUAUACUGUACUCUCAUCAAAAGGUGUGAAAAUAUUUUUAUCCAAUUAUAGGCUUGGCCUAUUUUAUGACACUGUCUAUAUCAUAAUUAUCAUUUAUUUAAAAAUUGAGUGCCAAAGGAGACAGGAAUUGGAAUUUAAGACUUAGGGCACCCCUUGGCAGAUACAUCUGAAAAAACUGGUUGGUCUUAUGUGCCAAAGAAUACCCUUAUUUCUGACCCCGUUUGUAGGAGGGUCCACUUGUAGGUGCAGGUUGCAAUGUGUUUUGGGACUGGUCACUCUGAAAGGUACAACGAGAGGGCUCAUGGUAAGGACUUUCUAUUCCUGGGGAGUCACUAGCGCUGGUCAGGACACCCUGCCCCAGGUCUGCCUACACAACCACAGGCACACACCUGGUCUUCCGGCCCUUCACUCUGAUGAGAAGGCAAAACAUGGAGAAUUUCAUUUACAGAAAACCCCAUCAGUUGCUCCCGUAGUGUUAUCACAGUAUCAUGUCUGAAAAGAAAAUCUUGAAAUACAAAAGGAGGGAGUCAUCCAAAUGAACAGCAA